UCAAGACCGUCGAAGUGCAGGACAGACAUUGACGGACGACGGCCGACGGUGAUAUAUGAACAAACAUUGCGUGGAAUGUGAGAAUCAAUGGGUGAACAGAUGUUGGUCGUUGAUAGUUUAUGGUUCUUUCAUAAAAUCUCUAUUUACAGAGCUCGAUUAGCGAUUGACCAGAAACACGUGAGAGAAGGCCCGCCCGGAGCACAUGAUCCCGAUUCACCCCAACAGCCGCGCGAUUGUUCUCAGAAGAGCAAGUUUGUCAUACGCAAAUCGCAGACAGCUCUCGCGAUGUCGGUUUCUGGAUGCCCUGAUGAACGACAGAUGGUAGAGCCGGCAGGCGGACCACCCGCCCGCCCUUGGUACGGAACACGUACCAGAACAAUACGAAAAAUACCAGUGACUAUCCAAUCCCUCUUCACCUUGGCCAUCUCCACGCCCCCAUGAACCUCCAAAGUUAUUCAACGAGGAGGCUCCCUCACGCUACAACCCCAAAUAUGACCGCAUCGUCCCCCUGCCCACGUUCAACGACGAAUCUCCGAAUGUGGGUGAAACGGCUGAAAGAGGAAACCAGCAGUUCAGGAUUGGCGACGGCAGCCGGUUCGGUACAACCUCCGAACCUGCUGAACGGCAUGUGUGCGCUGCAUUUGGAUCAAACCUACUCUAUCAGAAUCUUCAAGGUCAACCUCAACCUGCGAUGCACAAAUCUGCCUCGAAAGUGCCCCAUGAUCGAUCACAGCGACAGACGGUGA
Molecule: messenger RNA, 746 nt
Organism: Culex quinquefasciatus (southern house mosquito)
Lineage: Eukaryota; Metazoa; Arthropoda; Insecta; Diptera; Culicidae
Exons: 2
Coding region: 438-746 (102 amino acids)
Source: RefSeq, a predicted model, not a curated record